AUGAGUGCUGAAGCAGAUUGCCAAGAAGUGGGCGACUCACUCCAGUCUAUGAACAUCCGAACGGAAUCCACAGAUUCAGAUGAACAAGGCAAAAACGUAGAAAAACUCAAAGUGGACAUACUCCUGAAGCCGACUGGGAAUGCCCCCAUCAUGAAGAAAAAGAAAUGGACUGUAGAUAGUGACAAAAAAAUAGGUUGGAUUAUAGAGUUCAUCAAGAAAUACUUGAAACUAGAAUCUAAUGAGAAACUGUUUUUGUAUGUUAAUCAAACAUUUGCACCAUCUCCAGAUCAAGUUAUAAGGAACUUGUAUGACUGCUACAGUACCGAAGGCAAAUUAGUUUUACAUUACUGUAAAACACAAGCUUGGGGAUGA
Messenger RNA from Phaedon cochleariae (mustard beetle), 372 nucleotides. NCBI's taxonomy places the organism in Eukaryota, Metazoa, Arthropoda, Insecta, Coleoptera, Chrysomelidae. The record is from the annotation of a GenBank genome assembly.